GAAAUUUCUAUGAGCGCGCGUCUGAAUUUGAGACCUCCCGAUCCUGCAAAGAUGAGGCACGAUACAGAGGAAGAAGAGGAAACAAAAAGAUCUGGAAAUAGAAGGCGCACAUAUGAGCAGCGUAUUCCUGAACGUUCCCGCCAGGGUCGUGGGAACAAUCCAUUACCAGCAGAUGAUUUUUAUGCAAAACAUGUAGACAGCAUGAGGGCGAAGGAACUCGAAAAGCAUCGCAAUGACAGAGGAGAUCGCGAAAUACGCAAAAGAGAGGGAAAAGAGAAGCAAAGGAAGCAGGAUGAGCGAGAAAGAAGAGGAAGAGAAGAAGAAGACCGAAUUUACGAGCAAGAUACAGAAGACCCAACAGAGCGCGAUUGGAGGGCCAAUAUCCAAGAGUCCAAUAGAUUAAUAGCCGAAGAGGAAAAAAGAGAGAAGAGUGCUCGGGAACCCAAACCAAGAAUAGCUACACAUGAAAAAACACACAGAGACAAAGGAGGACACACAAAACAAGGAGUAAAUGACGAGGAUGGAGCAAGAAAAAAUAAGACGGGGACAACGCAUAUGCACAGUAGCCGGGGCGGACGAAGGGAAAAGGAAAGGGAAAGGGAAAGAGAAAGGGAUAGGAGUAGGAGUAGAGAUCGGGACCGUGAUAGAGACGAUGUGCACGUAGUUCAAGCUCCCACACAUACGAACCCAGAGAGAGGUGCUCGACAUAAAAAAAAUGGGGCAUACGUAUAUUCGGAUGCUUACAUUACAAAAUCGGUCCCAAGACCAGAAGUUGAUGGUAGAGGAGAUGAGAGAAGGGAUAGAGCCAAGGGUAACGUGCUUAACCCAACGGGCCGGGAUCCUACCAGACAUUCUAGACCCCUAGCACCAGAUCCCAGACAUAUUAGGCAUACAGAUGAAGCUAUUCGAGGAUAUAAGCCACACGAAGAUCCGCGUACACCUAUUCAUUAUCCGGAUCUGAGAGCUGCCCCGUCACAGGUCGACCGUAGUGAAUACCGGAAACCUGCGGCCAGUGACCCAGAUUAUUAUAAUCCAAGACAUGGAAUGUACCGUCGUUGACACUCAAACACAACAAGAUGGAUGUUCCCGAAUAAUAUUACUUCUUAUUACUAUGGCCGA
Molecule: messenger RNA, 1119 nt
Organism: Botrytis cinerea B05.10
Lineage: Eukaryota; Fungi; Ascomycota; Leotiomycetes; Helotiales; Sclerotiniaceae
Exons: 1
Coding region: 10-1059 (349 amino acids)
Source: RefSeq, a predicted model, not a curated record